Messenger RNA from Olea europaea var. sylvestris, 1043 nucleotides. Its product is annotated as DEAD-box ATP-dependent RNA helicase 56-like. The record is from RefSeq and is a predicted model, not a curated record. The transcript has 3 exons. Gene Ontology annotation, molecular function: RNA helicase activity; RNA binding; ATP binding. The coding region runs from base 146 to 661 and encodes 171 amino acids. NCBI's taxonomy places the organism in Eukaryota, Viridiplantae, Streptophyta, Magnoliopsida, Lamiales, Oleaceae.
UUUCUCAGGUAAAUCACUGUUAUCACUCUACCUUGGAGAAGUUGAAUGGUAAAACCUUUUUAAUUGAAACUGUGGCUUGGUUGGACAAAAUUUCUUUAAUUCUUCAUCAGUUCAACACGAGUGCAUACCUCAAGCUAUUUUGGGAAUGGAUGUCAUUUGCCAAGCAAAAUCCGGAAUGGGGAAAACUGCUGUGUUUGUUCUCUCAACAUUGCAGCAGAUUGAACCAGUUGCAGGUCAAGUUGCUGCUCUUGUUCUAUGUCAUACGAGGGAGUUAGCUUACCAGAUCUGUAAUGAAUUUGAGCGGUUCAGCACAUACUUACCAGACAUUAAAAUUUCUGUUUUUUAUGGUGGUGUCAACAUCAAAAUCCACAAAGAUCUUCUGAAGAAUGAAUGUCCUCACAUUGUUGUUGGUACUCCUGGAAGGAUACUUGCUCUAGCUAGAGACAAAGACCUUUCAUUGAGAAAUGUGAGGCAUUUCAUAUUGGAUGAAUGUGACAAGAUGCUCGAGUCUCUGGACAUGAGGAGAGAUGUUCAGGAGAUUUUCAAGAUGACUCCACAUGACAAGCAAGUUAUGAUGUUUUCUGCUACACUGAGCAAGGAGAUCCGACCAGUUUGCAAGAAAUUUAUGCAAGACGUAAUGUCCUGUGGCCAGUCUACUUGAAUUUUUAGAAGUCUAUUUUUAUUCCUUUACUCGCAACUUUCUGCAGGCAAUACUUGGUCAAGAAUGCAGUGGUUAAAAAUAUUGCAUCUAGCUAAGCCAUGUGUUUAAUUAUCCUACUGACACAAAGUGAUGCUUGAUGUAAAUAUGCUUGGUAGAGAGGGUAUUGGUUUUUUUAUGCAUAAUGGUAAUCAAGGUUCUCUGUAUCUAGUAAAAGUUUUUUAUUCUUCCUUCAGGCCUUUGUUUCACUUUCAAUUUAUAGUUUUCUAUCAGAUAAGAGUUGAGGAUUUUAGUGGGAGAUGGCGGUGUAUAUCCGGCGUGUUUGAUCAGUUUCAUUAUGUUGAGCAUCAGUGGUGGCACUAGUUAGUCUGUGUAGGAAAUUUUC